Limulus polyphemus (Atlantic horseshoe crab) is the source of this 4005-nucleotide messenger RNA. Its product is annotated as glycerol-3-phosphate dehydrogenase [NAD(+)], cytoplasmic-like. Gene Ontology annotation, molecular function: glycerol-3-phosphate dehydrogenase [NAD(P)+] activity; NAD binding; protein homodimerization activity. Gene Ontology annotation, cellular component: glycerol-3-phosphate dehydrogenase (FAD) complex; cytosol. Gene Ontology annotation, biological process: glycerol-3-phosphate catabolic process; carbohydrate metabolic process. NCBI's taxonomy places the organism in Eukaryota, Metazoa, Arthropoda, Merostomata, Xiphosura, Limulidae. The transcript is spliced from 8 exons. Bases 188 to 1258 code for a protein of 356 amino acids. The record is from RefSeq and is a predicted model, not a curated record.
AACCACAUUUAAUACAGUUAUGAAAGGCAUCUGUAGCAGACUAUCAUUCAGUAUCGGUUUUAGAGGGAGUUGUAUGUGUUGAUGGAAUUGGCUAGAAAAUAGUUACGAUUCGUUAGAAAGUGAGUGUAAGCUUGAAGUUAGUUUGAUCGAAGCUCUAUUGAAAGACUAAAUAUUUUUGAUUCCAAAAAUGAACGAAGCUGUGAAGCUGUCUUCCCCUAAGAAAGUGUCCAUUAUAGGAUCAGGAAACUGGGGCUCUGCUAUUUCCAGAAUCAUUGGAAGUAAUGUGUCAAGGAAUGGAAAAUUUGAUAGCACAGUAAAAAUGUAUGUCUUCGAAGAACUAGUAGAUGGACAGAAGCUGAGUGAAAUAAUCAAUACAAAACAUGAAAAUGUGAAAUACUUGCCAGGUUUUCCUAUACCACCAAAUGUUGUAGCAAAUCCUGAUGUAGUGGAUACAGCCAAAGAUGCUGAUAUUAUUAUUUUUGUACUACCUCAUAAGUUUGUCAGGGUAACUUGUCAACCAUUAGUUGGGAAAAUAAAACCAACAGCCAUUGGUGUUUCCCUGAUCAAAGGUUUUGAUAUUACACCUGGUGGCGGCAUAGAUUUGAUAAGCAAUGUCAUCAAUAAAUUGCUAAAUAUAGAUGUAGCAGUGUUAAUGGGUGCUAAUCUUGCUCCUGAAGUGGCAGCAGAGAAGUUCUGUGAGACAACAAUAGGUUGUAAUGACAAAGAAGAAGGAAAGUUGUUGAAAGAACUUGUUCAAACAGAUUAUUUUAGAGUAGUUGUUGUCGAUGAUAUCCACACUAUUGAAUUGUGUGGAGCACUAAAGAAUAUUGUAGCCUGUGGUGCAGGAUUCGUGGAUGGCUUAGGUUAUGGAGAUAACACUAAAGCUGCCGUAAUUCGACUUGGGCUGAUGGAGAUGAUAAAGUUUGCUGAAGUUUUCUAUCCUGGCUCAAAACUGAGCACAUUUUUUGAAAGUUGUGGAGUGGCAGAUCUGAUCACAACAUGUUAUGGUGGCAGAAACAGGAAGGUGGCUGAAGCUUUUGUCAAGACAGGCAAGAAAAUUGAAGAACUGGAAAAAGAGAUUUUGAAUGGUCAAAGAAUGCAAGGGCCUCAGACAGCCGAAGAAGUGUACAUUAUGUUAAAGAACAAAGGAAUGGAAGACAGGUUUCCCUUGUUCACAGCCGUACAUCAGAUCUGUCAGGGUCAGCUUCCUCCGACACAAAUGGUGAAUUGUAUACAGAACCAUCCCGAACACAUGUAGGGAUGCAAGACAUUGCUUUCUGUCCUGUGUUCCGGUAUUUCUUCUCUUUGUUUUUAAAUGUUUGUAAAUUUUUUUUUUUGGUAAUCCUCAGAGCAAGUUAACCCUGAUUAUUUUUAAAAAAUGACACUUGUUUUCAAGUACAAUACCUUUCUUACUAACGGUAUAAAGAGAUAGACAUAAUGCAGACAAAGAAGGUUGAUUGCAUGUGACACAAAACUUGAUACACAAUGAUGCAGUUGGCAUAAAACCCAAAUUUAGCUAUAAUUAAGGGUUACAACUAUAACUUAACAAAUUUUUCUUUUGUACUGGUUUGACUAUAUUAAAGCAGGAUUCACAAGAUUAGUGACCAAAAUUUAUUAUCAGAAUAAAUAUUCAAGUUGUAGCUCAUUGAGAUACAUAGAAAUAUUGAAUAUUUUGACACCAACUGGAUGAACAGUAGUGAAAUGACAGAUGUUUACAUUUUAUUGUUUUUUUUUAUGAUUAUAAAUAAUAUAAGACAAAUCUACCUUAUUGAUAUUAUUUAUGUGAAAGAUAUAAAAAAACUAUUAUUUAUUAUUGGUAUUAUGUAUACGGAUAAAAACUAAACUUUUCAGAAUUGUAAAUUCCAUUUUUGAUUUUUGGAAAUAAUAUUGCAAAAAUAGUCAAAUAUUCAACAUGAAAUUCCCUUAAAUAGUAGUCAAACAUUUAAAAUAACUUUUUAUAAACAUCUUGCUGGCAUAUGCAAAAAAAAUCGGUUUUUGUAUACAAAAUUAACUUCUACAGACAAAAUUUAAACAUCCACCAUUUUAUUUCUGUUUACCUUGACCUGAAAUUGGUAUCUAUGUAUUCCGAUAAGAUAGCACUUAAUUACUAACUCUGGUAUUAACUUUUGUUCAUCAUCUUGUCAGUUCUUCUUUGAUGGAUAUAGAAUAUAUAUUUCUUGUUGAUCAAAGAGUUAAAAUCUUGAUCAUUUUCUUACACCAUUCAUUUAAACCGUAAGAUUAAGUUGUUUUUUAAAAAAACUGUUCUCAGUAUGUUAGAGCUGGCUCAAGGAAUCUCUUGGGAUUUUGUGUACUAGUGUAUGUAGUGGCAAAAAAAAAAAGCCAUAUGUCAAGAUAAACAGUGCCAUAAAAAUAUCUUCAGCAUAUUCCAGUCAUAAAAAUUAUUGAAACAGACAGUCAGCAGGAACUGCCUGUGGCCAUAGCUCUAUGAUUUUACAUUGCUUGCAACUGUACAAGUUUCAUUCUUGAAAGCUAUUAUUAAAAGUUAUGUUAUGAUUUUUAUUUGAUUUUUGUACUUUCUUUUGUGAAUUUGAUUGAAGUUGUUUAGUUGAAUGUUGACCUGGGUUUUAUGUACAUGUAUUUCACUGAGUAAAUUGGUACUUUGAUAUAAGAAAAUAAACAAAGAUAGCAAUGUUUAAUUUUUUUUAUAUAAUUAUUACUUUCAUCAAUUUCCACCAUAGUAGAGAACUAAUUAAGGAUUCAGUUUUGUAAUCUUUUUUUUUCUUGAAGGGGUGUUUUGUAUGUUUUAUUGUUUAUCUCUAGGAUACUGAGAAAUAUGAUUAGAGCAAUGCGACUGUUUUAUUAUAGCCUGUUUGAAAAAAAAGUAAUUUUUGUAAAAAAAAUUUACUUCAAUUAGAAAUGCAAUUUAUUUUACAUCAGCUAAUGUAUAAGAUUAACUCGAUUAAAUGUCCAAGUGAAUUUACAAAAGAACGCAAAACCUGUUUUAAAGAGAUUAUCCUAAAAUUUCCUUUUUACUCACAAAAUGUGUUUAGUAAUACUUUCAUAUCCCACAAUGGUGAAGUUACCCUAUAUUUUAUUUCAGUUGUAAAACUCUGGUCUUGAUAAUCACUGCUUCUCCAAAUGUAAGUUGUCGCUCCAUAAACAUUUCACAAAAAUAUCUUUUUGUGACGUGUUAGCAGUUUACCAUGACAUUUAUUUAAUGUCUUUUUGUUUAUGGAAAUGUGUUGCAUCAAAACGAUACUAAUCUUUCAUGUGAAAAGGUUAAGGAGAAAUUUUUUGUUGUUUUAACAAUCUUUUUUUUUAGUAUAGAAUAAUUACUAAUGGCGAAUAGGUUUUAAAAUGUUUCUCAAGAUUUUAAUAAUAAUUUUACACCAGCACAGCUUAUAAUUGCAGUGUAGUGGGCAGAGACUUUGUUCUGUGUUGCUAUGCACAUCCUAGUGUAAAUGUAAAUAUUAUGUGACCACUUAGUAAUUUCGUAAUUAUGAGUGUUCAGAACUGACUUGUGAAUGUAAUUUUAUAAUAGAAUUUGUGAAUGAAUUCAAAGAUUCUAACUUUAUCCACUUAAUCUUAAAUGCUGUUAUCUAUAAAUUUUUAAAAAAAAUUUAUACUGAUUAUUAUAAUUUUUUAUUUGAGGUAAAGAUUGUUUAUUAUUAUUUGUUUCACAUGGGUGAGCAAAAUGUAAGGCUAUUUUCCAAUAAGAAAAUGCUAUGAAUUAUUACAAUAUGAUUAUAAAAGUUAAAAAAAAAACUGAACUCUUCAUUAAGAACAAAUGGCUUUAAAAGCAAAAACGUUUUAGUGCAUGUAUUAGAAAUUGAAUAAAUAAAAAUACUAGUCAGGGUGAUUAGCAAUACCCCAUGUGGGAGGGGAGCUCGGAAAGAGUUCUUACAAUGAUACUGAUCCAAGUUAUGUACCUGAGUGACAUUGUUAAUUGUAAUUAUUUGCUGAUGGUGUUGUACUUUUAACCUCUCUUGAUUGUAGCUCUUUCUUGAGCACCAACAAAUAAAGCUGACUUUUGUACCUAUUGAA